This is a messenger RNA of Cricetulus griseus (Chinese hamster), 8564 nucleotides long. The record is from RefSeq and is a predicted model, not a curated record. NCBI's taxonomy places the organism in Eukaryota, Metazoa, Chordata, Mammalia, Rodentia, Cricetidae.
UUGUUUUCUGUGUUUUUUAGGAUAUUUCUGAUUUAUUGCAUCCUUGAAGAGCAUCAGUAGAAGAGGAAGGGAAAAAAAAAGAUGGGUGUGAAAACAUUUACUCACAGCUCCUCUUCCCACAGCCAGGAAAUGCUGGGAAAACUAAAUAUGCUACGAAAUGAUGGACAUUUUUGUGAUAUCACUAUUCGUGUUCAGGACAAAAUCUUCCGGGCUCAUAAGGUGGUAUUAGCAGCUUGCAGUGAUUUCUUUCGAACAAAACUUGUGGGCCAAGCAGAGGAUGAGAACAAAAACGUGUUGGAUCUGCAUCAUGUUACAGUAACUGGCUUUAUACCUCUUUUAGAAUACGCUUACACAGCCACUCUGUCAAUUAACACAGAAAAUAUUAUUGAUGUUCUAGCCGCAGCCAGCUACAUGCAAAUGUUUAGUGUUGCUAGUACCUGCUCAGAGUUCAUGAAAUCAAGUAUUUUGUGGAAUACACCUAAUAGCCAGCCAGAAAAGGGUUUGGAUGCUGGACAAGAAAAUAGUUCCAACUGCAAUUUUACUUCUCGAGAUGGAAGUAUUUCUCCGGUGUCUUCAGAGUGCAGUGUUGUGGACAGGACCAUUCCUGUCUGCCGAGAAUCCCGAAGAAAACGCAAAAGCUACAUUGUUAUGUCUCCUGAGAGUCCUGUAAAAUGUAGCACACAAACAAGUUCACCCCAGGUAUUGAAUUCUUCAGCUUCCUAUGCAGAAAAUAGAAAUCAGCCAGUUGACUCUUCUUUAGCUUUUCCAUGGACUUUCCCUUUUGGAAUUGAUCGAAGGAUUCAGCCUGAGAAAUCGAAACAGGCAGAAAAUACCCGGACUUUAGAAUUGCCUGGCCCAUCUGAGGCAGGCAGAAGAAUGGCUGACUAUGUGACUUGUGAGAGCACAAAAACUACCUUGCCUCUAGGUACAGAAGAAGAUGUGCAGGUCAAAGUAGAAAGAUUAAGUGAUGAGGAGGUCCAUGAGGAAGUUUCCCAGCCUGUCAGUGCAUCUCAGAGCUCACUGAGUGAUCAGCAGACAGUGCCCGGAAGUGAACCAGUUCAAGAGGACCUCCUGAUUAGUCCACAGUCUUCCUCUAUAGGCUCAGUAGAUGAAGGAGUUACAGAGGGGUUGCCUACACUUCAAAGCACUUCUAGCACCAAUGCUCAUGCAGACGAUGAUGACAGAUUGGAAAAUGUUCAGUAUCCCUACCAACUCUACAUUGCUCCUUCUACCAGCAGUACAGAACGACCAAGUCCAAAUGGUCCAGACAGACCUUUUCAAUGUCCAACCUGUGGGGUUCGAUUCACCCGUGUUCAGAACCUAAAACAGCACAUGCUUAUCCACUCAGGAAUUAAACCAUUUCAGUGUGACCGCUGUGGAAAAAAGUUCACCAGGGCGUACUCGCUAAAGAUGCAUCGCCUAAAGCAUGAAGGUAAACGCUGUUUCCGGUGCCAGAUAUGUAGUGCCACUUUCACUUCCUUCGGGGAAUAUAAACACCAUAUGAGGGUUUCCCGGCACAUUAUCCGCAAGCCUCGGAUUUAUGAGUGCAAAACAUGUGGCGCCAUGUUCACCAACUCUGGAAAUUUAAUCGUGCACCUGAGGAGUCUGAACCAUGAAGCAUCAGAGCUAGCAAACUACUUCCAGAGCAGUGAUUUCUUAGUGCCGGACUACUUAAACCAGGAGCAAGAAGAGACUCUUGUUCAGUAUGAUCUUGGAGAACACACUUUUGAAAGCAACUCUUCUGUUCAAAUGCCUGUGAUCUCACAGGUCUCCUCAACCCAGAAUUGUGAAAGCUCUUUCCCCUUGGGGUCUCUUGGUGGGCUUGCAGAGAAGGAGGAGGAAGUGCAAGAGCAGCCAAAGACCAGUGUUCAUGCCGAGGCUACCCAAGAUGACCCCCCUAAGUCAGAGCUGUCUUCUAUAACUAUCGAGUAAUUUUGUGAUUUGGCCUCAGUUUUGGUUUUUGGAAAGUGCCUGUGCUUGGUCUUAACGUUUAAAUUUAAUUUUUUAAACAAAGAAGGGUUCCCUUUGUAAGCCCUGUAAUUGGAGGGUUGCUUUGUUUUUUUCAUAGCUGAGAAAUUGCUUCUGUAUGUAUACAAUAAGGUAACAUUGAAGCAGAACAUAGACUCCAGAAUUAAGGAAAAGCAACUGAUUUCAAAUGGUGGUUCUUCCUCCCAUUGUUAAAAGUGGUCAGUAGCAGAUACAGAAGAAACUAGGUUAUUGACCUUCCUGAGAUGAGAGGGCUCAUGGGAAGUUACUAAACAGAAUUUGACAAUGCCUAAGUAAAUGUUUACUCCUAGGUGCAGGGUGUUAUAAACCCUGUAGUUUUGGAAGUAUUUAUGGUAAUUUUUUUUCCAAAUGAAGGCAAAUAACUUUUGAAAUCCAGCAUAUUCUUUUUUUAAGCCAUUGUGGAUUUUCAUGGUGAAAAAUUGGUAUUGGCAGGCUUUUCCUGUACCUUUAUAGUACCACUCCAGAGGCUAAGCAGUGUGAUUGAGAGGAGUCAGGCUGUGCAUGGAAUGGCCAGGGUGCAGAAUGAGGUAUGUAUACCCCAGCUUUAUAGGAAUUGUUUUAAUAAUGUUUUUCUUACUAGAAUGAAUGUUUACCUGGCCUUUGGAUACUGAUACCUGGCUAACUAGGACAUUGCCCAGAUAAGUGUCCUCUUGUCCCAUCAACAGUACUUUUCACUUGCAUAUACUAUUGUGCUGCCAUAUAAAAGAAAAAUAUUGAAGAUAUUCUAUAUUUUAUAUAUAGGUUUAUGUAUUGUUGGGGAUGUUUAUGCUGUGCUGUUUUGGACAAAAUAAAAGAAUUCUGUUUUAAGGCUACAUUCUUAACCCAAUUAAGAUUGUUUACAAGAUCACAUAUGACAACAAUACAUUGUCCUUAUUCUAACAUAUUUUGAGGUAUCGCCAAGUUUGUUAAAAGCAGUUAUAGUUUUCACAGGAUGUAAGCAAUAAUGUGGAAGAUAAGAAGUUGUAAAAUGAUCAUCUGUGACUCAGAAAUUGAGGGGGGUUGUUAAGACUAAAAACUAAAAACUUUCACUAGGCUACUUGUGAUGAAAUUUAUAUGAUACUCUAGAUUGGGAUAUACAUUUUUUCUGGUGCCAUUAAAGCCUCUUUGAUCUGAAAUAUUCAUGAGUUCAUGAAUAAUGAACUUUUGAGUAAUUUUUCUAUAUAGAAAAUCACCCCGAGGUUCAUCAUUAUGAUAGCUCCUGAUAGGGUUAGAAAAUAGAAACGCUGUUGGUUUUUGUCUUUGGAUACUUUCUUUUGACAGGAUCAUAUGCAACCCAGGCUGGCCCAGAACUCAUGAACUCAUGAUCCUGCCCCUCAGCUCCCCACAGCCCUUGCUAAUAGUAUAUUUUAUAGACUCCAGAUCAGACUGCAGUUCCUUUAGUCAGACACAUGAUCUGCAUUUUAUUCCAAUGCCAGACCUUACUUUUUACAUUAUAGUAAAUUGUUUCUUUAAAAAUUUAUUAAUUCUGUAAUUUAAUCUCUCUCUUUCUCUGUCUGUCUUUGUCCAUGUUCUGCUACCUUACUUCUACUUUUUUCUUGUUAAUACUAAGAUGUGAACCGGGACCUUAUACAUUAUGAGCAUAUGAUCCUUCACUGAGAUACAACCCUAGCCUUUAUUUUCACUUUUUCAUCUGACUCAUGAGCUUAUUUGCUCCCAAGCAUAGGUGUAUGACUUUCAAAAAAUCAACUAGAAAAGUCACGAUUUUUAUUUUACUGUCAUAUAUGAUUUUUUAAAGUUGUGCCUACUAAUAAAUAAAUUCUAAAAUUCAUAUUAGAAUCUUCUUUAAGUAUGGUAAAAACUAGGCUAAAUUAUGAUGGGGAAUUAUGUUAUUUGGUUCCAAGUUUUGUUAAGAGUCAGAAAAAAAGAAAAGGAAGAAAGAAAGUAAUCAGAGAUGAACUGUUAAAAGAAUUCUUUAUGGAUUUCUUGUUUGAAAGUGUUUCAGUCUAACCUGAGAAUUCUUAAGUUAGGACAUCCCUGGCAGCCCCCUGUGAAGGACACUCUUAGCUCUGGAUUUUCAUUGUAGCCAACCUUUAUGAGAGAUUUGAAUAUACCUUGAAAAUACAUAUGGUUAGUUGCCUACUGCCCAAAUCUUUUUUUUUUUUUUAUAAAGGUGCCUGACUAGUGUUUAACAUAAAAUGAUACAAAGGCCUUUUUCUUUUCCAAUGAGAUUCCACAUUUUUGAGGACAUUUUGUUUAUGAGUUUGGUAUAGGAAACACAACUGCAAGAAAUAACUAACUGUAUAUAUAGUAACAUUUAAGGUUUAUUAAAGUUGAUUUAAGAGAGGAAUGCCGAGAUGUAUACUUUUCACCAGAAUAUAUGGAAAACAUUGUGAAGAGAUGAAAGCCAGUCAAAUGAACCCUUCUGUAGAAACUACCAGGGUCACUAAACAGAAAAGCAUUCUUGUUUAGAAUAUUUAAGGGUAACUAUCUUUUGUAAGGCCUAAGAAGGUAACUUUGUGAUACUUAAAGGCCUUAAGUUUUGGAAUGCAGAAUAAAUUACUUUUAAAAAUAGUUAAGCAUUUUAUACAAGAAAAGCUUUUGUUUUCAUUUUUUUCCCAACUACCAAAUAGAUAGGAUAUUCUUUAGAAGUAAGGUUUUUGCCAUGAUGUUAGGUCUAGUUUCUCUUGUCACACUUUGCAUUUCCAAAUUCUAGCCUUGGGAGCAUCAUGCCAGUUUUUUUCCUAAUGCAAAGACAAAGUUAACAGUAGCUUUUACUUUCUGUAUUUAAAUUUUUCAAGAAAUGGAUGUAGACAAAUGUUGAUAUCCACAAAUGGGUUUCAAUGAAUUUCUCUUAAUUGGCCAUUUUAAAUAAUCCCAAUUUUUAUUUCAAGUAACUACAGUUCAUUGUAUUACUAGGUUUUGUUUUGAAUUUUUUUGGGGGUGAGUGGGGUGGGGUUUCUGUUUCUGUUUUUGUUUUAGUGUUUGGUUUUAGGUUCACAGUUUUGUUUAAACAAAAUGAAUUAAAAUGUUCAAAUGGUUCAUUUCUGUCUUAUGUUUGAACAUUCUAACUCCCUUAAAUAGGUUCCAUGUUAAGGUACAUGCCCUGUGUUAUUAAAGACCAACAAACAAAAAAUACUUGUAUUUUGUUAAAAUGUUUUAGGAAAUAGAGUGAAGUGGUCGAUGGCCUCUGAUGUGCUGAGUUAUUAGUAACCCAGUUACUGUCUAAACUGCUGAGCCAGGCUCUCCUGUUCUAGAAGCUGAUCAUGUUCUUUUGGAAGCUAUAUUAAGUCUUUCAUUCCUUUAAAGAAACAAAAAACAAACCACCUAUUGUUUUAUUCUCUCAAUCUAACAGGAACCACUUAGGCAAUUAGUGACUUCUGUGUAGAUUUUCAGACUGUGAUUUAGUCUGUUAGCUUUGAAUUCCCUAUAAGGUACAUUACCAUACAGUGUUAUGGUAGAUGGGAAUACUUUACUAGUAUCACAGACAAUUGUUUCUUACCAUCAUGAAUGAACAGUCCUGAUAUUUUACUGAAGAGAUUUUGAUUUGAGAAAGUAAUAAACAGGCAGAUUGGAAACUUCCAUUGGUACUGCAUCACUCAUCUGCCAAAAAGGGCCGUAAAACUCUAAAGUAUACAUCUAAGUGAAGGAAUGAUUUUUGAGUUCUUAACUAGAGGUGGAGGAAGGAGUUAGGAAAGCCCAAAUACAGACCAAGCAGCCCAAAGGUGGGGAAGGAAAAUGGGUUUUCACGGUAAGUUGUUGACAUCAGAUGGUUUUUUAUAUUUUGAUAGUUACUAAGAGAAUGUGUAGAAGCCAAAAGGCAGUGGAACAAAGUUGAAGAAGCAGAGAGACUGAAUCAUGGUAAACAUGACUAUGGAAUAUUUAUAACUAAACAUGGGUUUUAAAUAAGAUCAUCAAAAUUAAGAUUCCUUAUUUUUGCUUAUACUAGUAUUUAUCUCAGUGUCAUUUUUUGACAGAAUGUGAUGACAUGGAAUAUUUUUAUUUGAAAAAUACUCAACAAAUUUGCCAAAAUGGUAAUGGUUCAGAUAAACAGGGAAGUGGAACUGAGCCAGCCCUCAUUCAGACUGGAAAUAGUCUAGGGGUAUCCCAUUCUGGAUUAUACAUAGAUUAAGAUUUUUGCUGUGACUCAGAAGAGUUGAACUGUGUUGAACAGGGAAUCGUUCCAGCUCCACCAGGAGUUACACUUUUUAUUUAUUAAUUUAUACUAAGGUGAUAAGUUAGAUAUUUCCCCUAUAUCAUGAUUCUAUUUUUGGAAAUAGUCACUGUAGUAAUUUCAGACAGUGCGCUGGAACCUUGGCUUUGGCAGUGUCUGAGCAGCGAUGCUGCUUUUUCACUUUUCUUCUGCGACCUCAAUAGUGCUUCCUCUGAGGUAAGAUCCAGGCCAGUGCCAGCAGGCACCAGGCUUCUUGUGCACAAAACAGUCUACAAAGAACUUAGUUCAGAUCAUGGUUGAAAACAUUAAAAUUAAUGUUUUUGUUAAUUAAAAAUUAAAAUACAGUUAAACGACUUUAAGUUUUUAUUUUAUUUUGAAGUGCCUAGUUUAUAAAGUCAAAUGCUUUAUUUCUUUGUCUUGUAAGUUAACCAGCUUUGCUAACCCUAAAGCCCUGGGCUCAGUUGUGAUGACCUUACUAGACUCCUUGUUUUCUAAAAUGCCAGUCUGAUCAUACCUAGAGCUCAUCCUGUGAAUGAACGGUGGUACCAGGUCGCAUCACUUACUGAGGAGUCAGGCCUCCCUGGCUAGGGGAAGUAUUGUGUGUCUUCAGGAUGGGGAGGCUCUUUUUGCAGUUCUCAUUUCCAGAGAGGGCCUUUUUGAUUAGUGUGGGAGUGCGCUUUCUCUGGUUUGUCAUUUUAGGUAGCAGUUUUCAAGUUGACAGAUGUCGUAGAAAGUCUCAUACUGAGAGUGCAUUGCAGUUUUGAAAGUUGGCACUGCUUUUCUACUCCCCGGAGUGACUAGCAUCGGGUAUUUAAAAGUGAGAUCAUAAACUUCGUUGUUUUGCUUAUACAAAAUGAUAUCUUCUAAUGCUUAUAGUUGAAGGUAUUGUUUAAAGAAACAGCAGUCCCUGAUGGGGUAAAUUUGGUUUUGACCCCAGUUCUAAUGAUGUAUUUAGUUUGCUGAUGCUGGUGUCUCCUGCUGCAUCAGCUAGAUAUUGCCUGCCUCUUUGUUAGGCACCCUUGGGGCACCUUAUGUUCACCUUGAAGGAUGGUAUGUGGCUUCCUAGUGCCUCUACUGUCUUUUCAAAAGCCAUUUUAUAAAAAUCUUAGGUAGCCUAUUUUAAUAUUUAAAUAUAUAUAUUUGUGAAAGAUACUUUUAGAACAGACUUUUUUUUUAACAUUAAAAUUCCUGUAUUCCCAUUUAUAAGAGUAAACUAAAGUUUUUCCAGGCUUAGGAAGUAUCUUUUUUCAGAACUGUAAUAAGAAAGUCAGAUUGAGGUAAUAAACUGGAGAGUUCAAUGGUAGGGAAAAAGAUGUUUGUUGAGGGGAGACAAUUUUAAAGGUGAAAACAAUUGCUUUGAUGUAACAAAUUUUUAAAAUAAAAUUGUGGUUUAUUUCUGUAAUUUUGUAUUUGCUGCUAUAGUAGCUCACUAUUUUACAGGGCUAAUACAUAAAUCUGACCCCAUUUAAAAACUGGGGUCCUGUCUAAUACAGGCGGCCUAGAAAGAGACUGCACCAGUCUGCCAGACGGUGGCCGAGUGUUCUGUGAGGCUGAUGCAUGCUUUAGUAUUUGCCUGUAGCUGGCAGCACGGAGGUCAGGGAAACUUCCUACCCUGCCAGCUGGAGCAGUGGGACUCUUGGGGAGCUGGCAACUGUGAAACAGGCCAAAGAGGGCACUUGUGAGGAAAAGCUGAAUUCAGUUACAUGAAUAGGCAUUUCCAUGUCCUCUACCCCUCUCCUAGAACAGUACUACUCUCCCCUGUGCCAGUCCCCAGUUCACCAGCUUUGUACCAGUUGUCGUCAUCUCAUUCAAGUAUAGCUUUACUUGGUGACAGUGGCCAUAGCUAAAUUACUUGGCAUGUUUGACUUCCUACAAUAACAAAAUGGUCUUAAACUUUGUUUUGUUUGAUUUCCUUAAAAAAUGUAUACGGUGUCAUAACUUCACAUUUUAUAUAUUAGUAUCUGGCUAUUAGUAUUUUACAGAAACCAUGGUUCUUGGUGACUACAUAUAUAUAUAUAUAUUUUUGUGACUUUUGUAAACUAAGUGCCGUUUCAAUGUUACAAUCAUUUUUAGAGUUAUUGUAAUCAAUGUGAAUAUCAUGUUUUUUCAAAUCUGUUCUGAGCCUAGUGUUUGCUUUGUGAAAAUAAUGUGUAUUGUAUAUAUUCUGUAUAGUUAAUACUGUACUGAAAUAUUAGCUUGUUUGAUAUGAGAAAAGUAUGUAUUGAUUACCUUUUUGCUAGCCUGAUUGCUUAAUCUUUUUUAAAAAAGAUUUAAACUUUUGUUUUUUAAAUCUUUAACUGACCUUUAUUACAUGGUCACAAAUAAGUUACAGUUAGAAGGGAUGGACAGGGAAAAAAUUAGUCUUGAGUGUCUUUGGAUAGAAACAUGAGACUAAGAUUUGUUUUUGUUUUUCCUCAUUAAAAUAUCUUACUGGUGUUUUAUGAAA